This is a messenger RNA of Lagenorhynchus albirostris (white-beaked dolphin), 3058 nucleotides long. It is a transcript of the gene DNAJC11, whose product is annotated as DnaJ heat shock protein family (Hsp40) member C11. The record is from RefSeq and is a predicted model, not a curated record. The transcript is spliced from 16 exons. Gene Ontology annotation, biological process: cristae formation. NCBI's taxonomy places the organism in Eukaryota, Metazoa, Chordata, Mammalia, Artiodactyla, Delphinidae. The coding region runs from base 64 to 1743 and encodes 559 amino acids.
CCGCGAACGGCCGUCCCUCUUGAGCACGGCCUUGCCGGUUUGGCGGGGUGAAAGGUUGCGAAGAUGGCGACGGCCUUGAGCGAGGAGGAGCUGGACAAUGAAGACUAUUACUCGUUGCUGAACGUGCGCAGGGAGGCCUCUUCCGAAGAGCUGAAAGCGGCCUACCGCAGGCUGUGUAUGCUUUACCAUCCUGACAAGCACAGAGACCCGGAGCUCAAAUUGCAGGCGGAGCGACUGUUUAACCUCGUUCACCAGGCUUAUGAAGUGCUCAGUGACCCCCAAACCAGGGCCAUCUACGAUAUCUAUGGCAAGAGAGGACUGGAAAUGGAAGGAUGGGAGGUUGUGGAAAGGAGGAGGACACCAGCCGAAAUCAGAGAAGAGUUUGAGCGGCUGCAGAGAGAAAGGGAAGAGAGGCGGCUGCAGCAGCGAACCAACCCCAAGGGGACCAUCAGCGUUGGCAUCGACGCCACUGACCUUUUUGAUCGCUACGAGGAGGAGUACGAAGAUGUGUCCGGAAGUGGCUUUCCGCAGAUUGAAAUUAACAAGAUGCACAUAUCCCAGUCCAUUGAGGCACCCUUGACAGCUUCAGACACAGCCAUCCUCUCUGGAAGCCUCUCAACCCAGAAUGGGAAUGGAGGGGGUUCCAUUAACUUCGCGCUCAGACGAGUCACUUCUGCGAAGGGCUGGGGAGAGUUAGAAUUUGGAGCUGGGGACCUGCAGGGGCCUUUAUUUGGCCUAAAGUUGUUCCGUAAUCUCACACCAAGAUGCUUUGUGACGACAAACUGUGCUCUACAGUUUUCAUCCCGUGGCAUCCGGCCUGGCCUCACCACUGUCCUGGCCCGGAACCUGGACAAGAACACGGUGGGCUACCUGCAGUGGCGCUGGGGCAUCCAGUCGGCCAUGAACACCAGCAUCGUCCGGGACACCAAGACCAGCCACUUCACCGUGGCCCUGCAGCUUGGAAUCCCUCACUCCUUCGCGCUGAUCAGCUAUCAGCACAAAUUCCAGGAUGACGAUCAGACUCGCGUGAAAGGAUCCCUUAAGGCAGGCUUCUUCGGGACGGUGGUGGAGUACGGAGCAGAGAGGAAGAUCUCCAGGCACAGCGUUUUGGGUGCAGCUGUCAGCGUUGGAGUCCCGCAGGGAGUUUCUCUCAAAGUCAAAUUAAACAGGGCCAGUCAGACCUACUUCUUCCCCAUCCACCUGACGGACCAGCUGCUCCCCAGCGCCGUGUUCUAUGCCACCGUGGGGCCCCUCGUGCUCUACUUCGCUCUGCACCGCCUGGUCAUCAGACCCUACCUCAGGGCUCAGAAGGAGAAGGAGCUGGAGAAGCAAAGGGAAAGCACAGCCACCGACAUCCUGCAGAAGAAACAAGAGGCAGAAGCUGCUGUUCAGCUGAUGCAGGAAUCUGUCCGAAGAAUAAUCGAGGCCGAAGAGUCCAGAAUGGGGCUCAUCAUCGUCAACGCCUGGUACGGGAAAUUUGUCAACGACAAGAGCAAGAAGAGCGAGAAGGUGAAGGUGAUUGAUGUGACUGUGCCCCUGCAGUGCCUGGUGAAGGACUCCAAGCUCAUCCUCACGGAGGCCUCCAAGGCCGGGCUGCCUGGGUUCUAUGACCCGUGUGUGGGCGAAGAGAAGAACCUGAAAGUGCUUUACCAGUUCCGAGGUGUCCUGCAUCAGGUGAUGGCGCUCGACAGCGAGACGCUCCGGAUACCAAAGCAGUCUCACAGAAUUGAUACCGAUGGAUAAACUGCUUGAGAAACCAGAUUUAAACGAGGCUACAAAAAAACCUUUCCCUGGGAGUCUACAAAUUUGGAAACAGGAAAAAACUCCAGACGUCAGAUGUGUUUAUUUUAUAUUUCUGUAGAAGGUGGCACUGUAUCAAUUAUGUGAAGGGACCCGCAGGCACCCCGCUUUCCGGGUGCUGUAGGUAGGACUGAGGCAGCCCCACCUGGACCGGAACCACAGCACGGCCCGUGUCUGUUCCCAAGGAUCAUGUCCUGCCAGGAAGGGCCCUGGGCCCCUGGAGCCUCCAGGUCCCUCCCCAGAUUCCUCAGCACGUGUGCCGGCUGCAACCCCCCAGUAGCUCUUGGUCUGCCGUGAGGUACUUAUGAACACCUUGCCCUCACGCAUAGGACUGUGAACUACUUUUCCUGAAAUCCACACUGAACGUGGAAAAUGAAAUGGAAGGAAGGAGUCCCCACGAGCAGAAUCUCCAAAUCAAGUGAGCAUCUGUUCGGUCAACUUCCUGAAAACCACCUUUUCCUGCUGAAAUAUCACUAAGUGAAUCUGGAGAGGAUUGUGUGGGUUUAUAAAUCUGCUUUUUAUCUGAGAACAAAUGGUUUUGGAAAUUAGUCUCUUUUUUUCCCCUCCCAGAACUCAAGCCAUUCCACUGGCACCUGGCUUGGGACAGAGGGUGGAACUCCGGGUCCCAGGAGCCACCCGUGUCCUCGCGGGAAAACGCGAUGCCUCCCGCCCCGCCCCACACAGCUCAGCCCCACUAGAGCGCGGGGUUCAGGAGGAGAAGGGGACGCAGGGCUCCGGCGGGCGCCGCUCCCGCUCGCCGCCACUAGGCGGCGCAGCUGCUCCCACGCCUGGCCAGUCCAGCUCUUCCUCACCGGGACCCCUUUUUGGGUGUCUGCUCCCAGGACCCCCCUCCUUCACUUGCCUCUUUUGUGGAUGCAUAAUAUUUCAGGACCAGGAGCCUCCUGCACAGCCUGGCCUGUGAACAGUUACCGGAGGAGCAGAGGCCUGGCUGGUGGUGGUUCUGACAGCCUCUCCGCAGCUACUGUCAAAAUCAGGCUUCACUCCUGACGUUGGUACCGGAGAAAUCACUCAUAACCCCCUUCCUCCACUUUUAAAACUCAGUUCAGGUUGUCCAGUUCUGUACUAUUUAUCUCCACUUUAAAAAGGUUUCCUGCGAGCUGCCGCUCUGAAUGUACAUCAUGCAAUAACCGUCGCGUUAGCGGAAUGCGACCUCGGCCGCAGCCUGUGUCCCUGCCCGGCGGGCGGGUCACUGUACAGGGGACACUCUCUUACCACAAUAAACCUUUCCUGAAAGCCA